This is a messenger RNA of Mya arenaria, 2975 nucleotides long. Its product is annotated as glycoprotein 3-alpha-L-fucosyltransferase A-like. Gene Ontology annotation, cellular component: membrane. The transcript has 3 exons. Gene Ontology annotation, molecular function: alpha-(1->3)-fucosyltransferase activity. The record is from RefSeq and is a predicted model, not a curated record. Bases 620 to 1906 code for a protein of 428 amino acids. NCBI's taxonomy places the organism in Eukaryota, Metazoa, Mollusca, Bivalvia, Myida, Myidae.
CAUUGUCAACCGCCGGUGUAUCUCUCUGAUUAAGGUCGGAAAACUUAAGGUUUGGACUAGUAUAAACGCUAAUCAUUUGCUAAAAUUGAAUACUCUGUACUUUAAUGCAUUGAAUCUGAGCUCAUUAAAAUUGUGAAUAACCCGGCAUCUGUGGAUAUUUUAUUUUUAUGGAAUGCGGUUUGCGAAGGUUACUUAUUAAGACACCAUCACCAAAGUUAAGCUUGCCUAUUUGUCUUCCGGGCGACAAAACUAUCAGCUACCGGAAUUAAAAGUCUGUCAAAAAGCGAAAAUUGAUGCAUCUGUUUAUAUCAUGGAAAUCAUUUCGACACCCGGCAUGAAAGCUUUUAUGACAGUCAGAGGGGAGAAAAUCACUUUACUGCGGUGUUUCUCUCGCAAAUGAUUUAAGUAAUUUGAAAUUAUUCAGGAAUUAUUCCAUCUAAAUUGGUCGUAACUAAAAAACGAGCGGUACGGACUCCCUAAAGUGUCGUGUAAGAUCGAUCUGCCUCGUUUUGUUCCGUAAAACACAUUACUACAGAUUCCCAGCCUUUAACCAAUGGACAUGUGUUAAUUGUUCAGCAAAUACCUGACUUUUGGUGUUAAUAACACUGCAGUCUUCAUUAUGGCAGUGCGAUGCAGUAAAGUCAAAAGACAGUUUAUACUACUUAUCGGACUGUUUCUGGUAUUGACAGUAAGUCUUCAGAUAGUGCCUUCGUAUUACGACGCACAGAAAAACACUCUCACGGCUAUGAAGUUCCCACAGUUUGGAAGCCGCUUACUAAGCAAUAAGUCAUUUACCGUUGUCAAGCGUUUAAAAGAUCCUGUCUCGCUCUGGAAAUUUCAUCCGUCAGACGACAGGAUUUUAUUGCAAGCUAAGUUUAAUCCUAAGAUUGACUUAAGUCUUUCUCCCAAGAGGAUUCUUCUGGAACAGGGACUGGCGGGUUGGAACGUAAAUGGCGGAAAACAAGCGUUUGUUGAACAUGAUUGCCCUGUUAAGCACUGUGAACUGCAUGGUCAUCCGAAUGGAGAAGUGUUUGACGCUAGAAUAUUUAAGGAAAUAGAGUUGAACAGCCAAUUGCUCGGAGGCGCGCAAGCAGAAGUGCCCCGUCAUUCGGAUCAGGUUUGGAUCAUGUUUGCGCUGGAAAGUCCGGAAGCGUCGCCUUCUUACGAGGGUCUGAAUGACGUCAUUAACUGGACAGCCACGUAUCGCUACGACUCUACGAUGGUGACUCCGUACGAUAAAUAUCAAGUUUACGAUAAUUUUACUCAGAUAUCUGAUUAUAAGUCGGAUAAAAAUUACGCUGAGGGAAAGACUAAACUAGCAGCAAUAUUUGUGUCCAACUGUUUUGCGUCAAACGCAAGAUUGGAAUAUGCGAAGGAGCUACAGCACUACAUGGAUUUGGACUUUUAUGGCUCCUGCGGUAACUUGAGAUGUGAUAAGGGGGAAGGCAAUAACUGCUUUGAAAAUCUACAGAAGGAAUACAAGUUUUAUUUGUCUUUUGAAAAUGCAAAUUGUCGUGAUUACAUUACCGAGAAGCUCUUCCUUAAUGCAUUAAGGCAUGACGUUGUUCCGGUCGUGAUGGGUGCGCAUCCAGACGACUACAAGCGCGUGGCCCCACCUGGAUCCUUUAUCCACGUGGAGGAAUUCCCGCAUGCACAGGCGCUUGCCGGGUAUCUCAAGCGUCUGAAUGAGCAAGACGAUGAAUACAAUGACUAUUUCCGGUGGAAAAGUACCGGACAGUUUGUUGAUACAAAAUAUUGGUGUAGAAUUUGUUCAUUAUUAUGGGAUACCAACCUCCCUCACCAAUCAAUCCACGACUUAGAACAAUGGUGGCGGGGUGACAAUAUAUGUAUCGGCAAACGACGCUGGGAUGAGAUAUCAAACAGCAGUAGCUUACAUGUGCGAUAAUGAUUACUAGAGAGGGUGCAAAAUACGGCCCAUUAGUAUUGAAUCUGUAGUUGAUAUUAAAUCUAGUUUGCGAAAUUUCUCUUUAAACAUGGACUUGUUGCGAAAUUUCUAUUUAAACAUGGGCUUAUUGCGAAAUUUCUCUUUAAACAUUUGUUUCGUUCUUUCGUAGAUGUAAUUAGUAGUGUGUACAAUGUACACAUAUCUGCAUGGCGUAGUGCACACAGAGUUUACACCUAUCCGUACCCGUGCAAGUAGUGUUUUGGCACCUCUCUAUGGUUUAAUUACUAACAGUGGCAUACAUUAAGAAUGUCAAUUACUAUUUAGUUUCAAACAAACUUCUUUGUUUUAAAUUUGAGCUGAAAGCUUUUAAAUGCAUGUCCUUAUCACGCGUUUUAAGCGAAUCCAUGGGUUUGAGGAGCACCCCGCCACAGCUCCUCCCUGCCCAAACCCCUCCGCCAAACCAACCCCACCCCUUAUCCCCUCAUUAGUCCAAGUGAAUUGUUCGCGUCAAUUAGGUAUAAAUUUAUUAACAAUAUGUUACAAGAAAAAGUGUUACUUUAGUUUAACCUCAAACGCCCAUGCUACAUUUGUGGACGUUAUACUUUGGUUUCUAGGGAAGAGGUCUACUAAGAUGCGGCCUCAAAGUUCAUCCCCUUUGACGUUUAAUCCUCGAUCCGAAAUUGUAUCAGUUUUAUCAUAGUCAUCCUCAACAGAAACGCUCUAUCUCAGUUGAAAUAAUUCUGUUCUUUAGACAAUUAAACAGGAAGUUUUAAGACGCCACAAAUAGUAAAAAAAUAAAAAUGAAUGCAACGCAGAUUGAUAAUACAUGGGAGUAUAACUAAUAAGUUAAGAACAAAGUGGUUAAAGCAUUUUCUCUAAUAGGUAUCGAGGGGUUUAUUGAAACAUAUCCAUAUGGCAUGUUUAAACGCAAAUUUUAACGCAUGUUAAACCAUAACGAUUACAUGUAAGCUCUCUCUCUCUCUCUCUCUCUCUCUCUCUCUCACUCUCUCUCUCUCAUAAACUGCUUUGACAAACAAUGUUUCAUUAUUUAUUAAAUACGUAUGCUAAA